Messenger RNA from Medicago truncatula (barrel medic), 1692 nucleotides. RefSeq names its product BTB/POZ domain-containing protein At5g03250. Bases 1 to 1692 code for a protein of 563 amino acids. The transcript is spliced from 4 exons. The record is from RefSeq and is a predicted model, not a curated record. NCBI's taxonomy places the organism in Eukaryota, Viridiplantae, Streptophyta, Magnoliopsida, Fabales, Fabaceae. Gene Ontology annotation, molecular function: protein binding.
AUGGCAUUGUUGAAGCUUGGAUCUAAAUCUGAUAUAUUUCGUCGUGAUGGCCACACAUGGGUUUGUACAACUGGACUUACAAGUGAUGUUACCAUUGCAGUAGGGGAGACAUCAUUUUUUCUCCACAAGUUUCCAUUGCUCUCUAGAAGUGGAUUACUAAAGAAACUUUUUGCUGACUCCACAAAUGAAGAUGGAUCAAAUUCUAUUUUACAACUUCAUGAUGUACCUGGUGGAGACAAAACAUUUGAGAUCAUAACAAAGUUUUGCUAUGGUGUAAAACUAGAAAUCACACCAUUAAAUGUGGUUAGUCUAAGAUGUGCAGCAGAAUAUUUACAAAUGAAUGAGAAUUAUGGUGAAAGGAAUUUAAUAGAAGUGACAAAAAAAAUUCUUGAUGAAGUUUUCAGCAAUUGGCCAGACUCAAUAAAAGCACUUCAAACAUGUGAAGAAGUUAAAUCUUAUGCAGAAGAUCUUCACAUUAUUUCAAGAUGCAUUGAUUCCUUAACCAUCAAGGCAUGUUCCGAGGAUUUUUCGGCCGAAACUAAGUCACAAGCUUCAAGUGAUGAUUGGUGGUAUGAAGAUUUAUGUUUAAUAAGUUUGCCAUUAUAUAAAAGACUUAUUGUAUCAAUUGAAUCAAAAGGUAUGAAACCUGAGAAUGUUGCUGCAUCAUUAAUAUGUUAUCUUAGGAGAUAUAUACCUUUGAUGAAUAGACAAUCAAGUUUCAAUGACAAAACUAGUGUUAGUCAAGGGACAACACCAAGUAGAAGUUCAGAAGGAAAUCAAAGGGCAUUAUUGGAAGAAAUUGUAGGGUUGAUUCCUAAUAAAAAAAGUGUAAUCCCUUCUAAGUAUCUUCUUAGGUUGCUAAGAACAGCUAUGAUAUUACAUGCAAGUUCAUCAUGCAUAGAAAAUUUGGAGAAAAGGGUUGGUUCACAGCUUGAUGAAGUUGAACUUGUGGAUAUUUUGAUACCAAAUAUGGGAUAUUCAGUUGAGACACUUUAUGAUAUAGAUUGUAUUCAAAGAAUUAUUGAUCAUUUUAUGUCAAUGUAUAAUCCUGGAACAACAUCAACUACUCCAUUAUGUAUAACUGGUGAAGGAUCCUUGAUUGGUGGAGUUGAUGCAUUGACACCUAUGACAAUUGUGGCUAAUUUGUUGGAUGCAUAUCUUACUGAGGUGGCUCUUGAUGUUAAUUUGAAGUUGCCUAAGUUUCAAUCUCUUGCUGCUUCAAUUCCUGAUUAUGCUAGGCCAUUGGAUGAUGGUUUAUAUCAUGCUAUUGAUGUAUACCUUAAGGCACAUCCAUGGCUAAUAGAUUCUGAAAGGGAACAAUUUUGUAGACUCAUGAACUGCCAAAAGUUGUCAUUAGAAGCAAGCACACAUGCUGCACAAAAUGAACGGAUACCACUGAGAGUAAUAGUGCAGGUCUUGUUUUUUGAACAACUUCGACUUCGUACAUCAAUUUCUAGUUGGUUGUUUGUUUCAGACAACCUUGAGACUUCACAAAGUGCAAAUUUUGGAUUCUCAAGGAGUAAUGGAAAUGGUCAAGUGGACCCUACACAAGGUGGUGAAAACUUGAGGGAUCGUGUAUCAGAGCUAGAGAAGGAAUGUUCAAGCAUUAGAAAUGAGCUUAAGAAGCUGACUAAAACUAAGAAAGGUUGGAGCAUUUUUCCAAGAAUUUUCUUAAGAAGAAAAUCAUCCUAG